Linnemannia hyalina is the source of this 249-nucleotide messenger RNA. Lineage: Eukaryota; Fungi; Mortierellomycota; Mortierellomycetes; Mortierellales; Mortierellaceae. The record is from the annotation of a GenBank genome assembly.
AUGACUGCUCCAAUGGGUAACACUGGCCGCGACUCCUCUGCCACCACCGCCUCUUCCCAAUCCUCCGAACAGAACGGCUCCCGCGGUCUUGUCAGCACGAAUAACGGCGACGGAAACUCGAGCCCCCAGGUCAACGGUCGUCCUGCCAAUGCCGUCGAUGGCGAGGAGCACCCUGAACUGGACGCCUUUGUCAAGGGAUUCUAUGAUGGCGACAAGUUCACCGAUGUCGACAGUCGAGUUUGGGUCUAA